Molecule: messenger RNA, 1634 nt
Organism: Cajanus cajan (pigeon pea)
Lineage: Eukaryota; Viridiplantae; Streptophyta; Magnoliopsida; Fabales; Fabaceae
Source: RefSeq, a predicted model, not a curated record
UGGAGGUUGAAACCGUCAGGGUCAGUAGGUCUCGGUGGUGCGAGAAUGGCGCGCGCGAGCGAGCAGAACCUUGUGUUCACAAUGAGGCCGUAGCAGCAGAACCUUGUGUUGUUGUUGUUGUUGCGUUUCUUACUUUCGCUCUCACUUCACUUCACCAUAAGCACUCUCUCGCCACCAAUUGGAACCCUAGAACAACGAUGUGGGAGUGGUUCUCCAAGAAACCAGAGCCGCCGCCGCCGGUGGUGCUGGCCCCGCCGCUCUUCGACUUCCCCCCGCUCGCCGCGCGCAACCGCAUGCUCCACUCCUCCUACGACGUCGUUUUCGCCAAGCUCGCACUCACCUCCCUCUUCCAAGACUACUUCUACCAGGCCAGGCACUUCACCACCAGAAUCAUGCUCAAGCCGAUCGACGAUCCUCACGUCGAUCUCAUCGCAACUGUUUCAGGUCCUCUCGAUCGGAAGCCAGAAGACAGUGUUGUGGGAAAUGCUUUGUUUCGCUGGCAAAGUGAUGUUAACGAUCCUCAUACGUUUAUGGACCUUUAUGUAUCCACUUCCGAUCCGAUUUUGCAGAUGAGAUCAUGCGCUUACUAUCCCAAGUAUGGAUUUGGGGCUUUUGGAGUGUUCCCUUUGCUGUUGAAGAAAAGAGAAUCUUCCCAAGAUUAUGGUCUGAUGGGGUUGAGAUAUGGUUCUGGAAAUCUAUCCUUUGGAGUCACACUUAUGCCUUUUGCUGUGAAAGAUGAAUUACCAAAAAGUGCAUGGCUGGUGAGCAAGAUGGGAAGGGUGACUGCUGGGGUGCAGUAUGAACCACAGCAAGGAAAUGCAAAACUUUCAAAUUUGAUGAACUGGAGUUGUGCCAUGGGCUAUGGUGUUGGAUCAGGCAGCCCAUUGUGUCCAUCCUUCAAUUUCAGCCUUGAGCUUGUCAAAAGCUCUGAGUUUAUUGCCUCAUUCUAUCAACAUAUGGUUGUUCAAAGACGGGUGAAAAAUCCCCUCGAAGAGAAUUCCGUUGUUGGAAUUACAAACUACAUUGAUUUUGGGUUCGAGUUACAAACAAGUGUUGAUGAUGCCAUAGGAGGAAACAGUAUAUCAGAUUCCACCUUUCAAAUAGGCGCAUCCUGGCAGGCCAAUAAAAACUUCUUGCUGAAGGCAAAGGUUGGACCUCAGAGCUCAUCAAUGGCAUUUGCAUUCAAGUCAUGGUGGAAACCUUCUUUCACUUUCAGCAUUUCAGCUACUAGAGAUCGUGCUGAUGGUAAAAUGCAAUAUGGAUUUGGCAUCCAAAGUGAGAGUCUCAGGGAAGCCAGUUAUCAAAGAGCUGAUCCCAAUUUUGUAAUGCUCACACCAAGCAAGGAACACUUAGCAGAGGGCAUCGUCUGGCAAACAGGAAAGAGACCUAUGCUACAAUCUGACAUAGAUGCCGGACAUUUUGAUGGCUUACCUAGAGAAUUGCGUCCUUUGGAUAAAAUUUUGUAACUUCAUUUGGUUGUUUUAUUUUUGCUCUUGAGGGCAAUGUCACUAUUCUUUUUUAAGAGUGGCUGAUGAAAAUGCCUUCAUACCAAUUUAAUCUAUAGCAUUGCAUUCAAUUAUUAACUAUAGAAUAUUAAUGAGAGAAGCAUCUUGCAUCUGUUCUAUUUUGAUAUA